Astyanax mexicanus (Mexican tetra) is the source of this 2008-nucleotide messenger RNA. RefSeq names its product methylenetetrahydrofolate dehydrogenase (NADP+ dependent) 2, methenyltetrahydrofolate cyclohydrolase (gene mthfd2). Gene Ontology annotation, cellular component: mitochondrion. Bases 167 to 1180 code for a protein of 337 amino acids. Gene Ontology annotation, molecular function: methylenetetrahydrofolate dehydrogenase (NAD+) activity; methylenetetrahydrofolate dehydrogenase (NADP+) activity; methenyltetrahydrofolate cyclohydrolase activity. Gene Ontology annotation, biological process: tetrahydrofolate interconversion. The record is from RefSeq and is a predicted model, not a curated record. Lineage: Eukaryota; Metazoa; Chordata; Actinopteri; Characiformes; Acestrorhamphidae. The transcript has 8 exons.
UGUUAAAACGACGUACCCGGGUCGCUCUGACCGGUGAAGGUGUCCGGCUCGCUGGUCUCAGUCAUUCACCGCACCGCUCUGUCUGUCUGUUUAUUUAUACUUAUUUAUUCUAUAUGUAUCUUAAUUAAUGUAUAUAUAUUAGAACUGACGUCUCCUAGGCUACACCAUGGCCACGCUGAGAGCGCUGCGGAAGCUGUGCCAGCACGCUCACCAUCAGACCUGCAGUCUCCAUCUGUCCGCUUCACGACAAGAUGCAGUGGUUAUCUCAGGCAGGAAGAUGGCCCGUCAGAUCCGUGAAGAGGCACGUGCUGAUGUAGAAAAGUGGGUUUCGGCUGGCAACCGGCGACCUCACCUGAGUGUGGUGUUAGUGGGGGACAAUGCUGCAAGCCAUUCUUAUGUCCUGAACAAGACUCGUGCUGCAGCUGAUGUUGGCAUCAGUAGUGAGACCAUAUUAAAACCAUCUUCAAUAGCUGAGGAAGAGCUGCUGGAGCUGAUUGACAAACUCAACUCUGACCACAGAGUAGAUGGUCUUCUGGUACAGCUGCCAUUACCUGAGCACAUUGAUGAACGGCGUGUCUGUAACGCAGUCUGCCCAGAUAAAGAUGUUGAUGGCUUCCAUGUGGUUAAUGUUGGUCGUAUGUGUUUGGAUCAGACCACUAUGUUGCCUGCUACACCUUGGGGAGUAUGGGAGAUCAUUAAGCGCACAGGUAUUCCUACACUGGGUAAGAAUGUAGUGGUUGCUGGUCGGUCUAAAAAUGUGGGUAUGCCAAUUGCUAUGCUGCUACACACAGAUGGUAGACAUGAAAGGCCAGGAGGUGAUGCCACUGUAACCAUUUCUCACCGUUACACUCCAAAGGAGCAGCUUCGCCAGCACACACAAAUUGCUGACAUCAUUGUUGCAGCUGCAGGUAUUCCCAACCUCAUUACAGCAGAUAUGAUAAAGGAAGGCGCAGCUGUUAUUGACGUGGGAAUCAACAGAAUACAAGAUCCACUGACUGGAAAAAACAAACUUGUUGGUGAUGUGGACUUUGAAGGUGUACGAAAGAAGGCCAGCUAUAUCACUCCAGUCCCAGGUGGAGUUGGACCCAUGACUGUUGCCAUGUUAAUGAAAAACACCAUUAAGGCAGCAAAAAAUCUUCUGACUCCUGCAGAGCGGGUGCGCAUGGUAGCGUCCUCCUAACGCCCACAGCACAGCCACCCUCUCCUGAAGUUUCACAUUCCAUACUCCCAGCUCCCAAAUGGGAAUGCAAUAGCUUUAAGUUCUAUUUUGGUUACCUUUUGUAGCUCACAAUAUAGGUCAACUUAGUUCUGAAAAAUGAAUGUUUUGGAAAUGCUAAGGUUUUGGCAAAGUGAACACUGAUCAGCCAUAACAUUAGUACCACCUACUUGUUUCUAUACUCUUUAUUUAUUUUUUAUUAUAAUCUUAUUUUUAACGAACCCACUUACCAUUAAUGUGUGUCUAAGAGAGGGGCAGUGAGCAGACAUGGCACACACUUGUACCAGUGCAACACACACUAGAUAGUGUCCGUUAUGGUAUAUGGAGCUAAUAAAAUGGAUAAUGGGUUUGGGAACAAGGAUGUGGUGUAUUCACCAUGAAAAUGACAAACUUUUAUAAUGUAUCUAGAUAAUGUGCCUCAAAGUAAAUACAUAUAUAAAUAAUAAAUUGUACCAUUUGCAUAAAGAUUUGUUUUGAUGUUACAACUUGUUUUUCAGCUUCUGUUUAUGCUUUAAUAGACUUUGAUAGGAAGAUGUUUCUUUGUCUAUUCAAAUGCAAGCAUUUUUAUUUAUUUUUGGAGUUAAUGUAACAAUGUUUUGUGCACAGAGAUUCACAUCAAUUUUAGAAUUUGUACUUUCAUUUUGUACAUAAAUGUCCAAUCAAUAAUGUGCAUAAUCUAAGUGUACAGAUAUACAAACAGGUAUUUGCUAUUUGCUGCAUGAGAGAGUGGGGGUUUACGCACACAGGUGACAUUUUUGUUCAAGAAAUAAAGCUUUAAGUUUACAUCACAAA